UGUCGUCCAUCAUCACGGCAGAAGACUAUGAAGACCUGGGAAACCAUUCGACGGAGGCCAUGGGGGAGACGGGCCUCUUCUCCGUCGCUCAGUCCUUGGUCAUGAUGAAGGGACUACUUGACCGGUGUCUCAACCGUGAGAGUACCUUGGACCGGGUGCGCGCGAAGGCGCAGCAGACGGAGGAAGAGCUAGGACAACUUCAGAGAUGGAGGUCCAAGAUGGAGAAGAAGCUGGAGCUUUCUGAGCAGGCGAGGAAGGAGCUGGAGGAGAAGACGGCCACUUCGCUGACGGUCAUAGAGAAUAAAGAGGCUGAGAUCAAACAACUCAAAGAAGAUCUCCGUCAGGCUAAAGUGGCAGCCGUCGAGGAAUACCGAUGCUCGGAGUCCUGUUUGAGCGAGCUGUCGGACUCCUUCCUCCAAGGCUUCGAUGAUUCCCUCCGUCAAGUCAAGAAGGCUUAUCCAGAGCUGGACUUGACAAUGGUCAAACUUGAGGACCAAGCCCAGACUUCUGCCCUCCCCGUCGCCUCCGAAAACACGGAGGACCUUUUUGGCGACGGUGCUGCUCAAGGAGACGGAGAGUCCGCCCCGUCGAAGGAUGUCCCAGUUGCUGAAGAAAAGAAAGAUUGAUGCCUAUGUACUUUAUUUUGUGAACAAUCCGUCCCUCUUUUUUAUU
Quercus robur (English oak) is the source of this 672-nucleotide messenger RNA. RefSeq lists its product as uncharacterized. Lineage: Eukaryota; Viridiplantae; Streptophyta; Magnoliopsida; Fagales; Fagaceae. Bases 60 to 626 code for a protein of 188 amino acids. The transcript has 2 exons. The record is from RefSeq and is a predicted model, not a curated record.